AUGGGCAUCCUCAGCUUCCUGCUUCGACCCUCUCGGCCGGCACCCUUCGGGGAGGUCCAAAAGCUGGGCAGCGUGCGGCAGCGACUCACCUUUGAAACGACUACGAAGAAUGGCGCGCAAGAUCUUCUGGUUCAGGCUUUCUACCCUGCAGAGGAUGUUCGCAACCCAGACGCGAAGGAGGAGCCCUUCUUCCGUGAGCAGAUCUACACGGAGAUAGGCACGAAGAGGGACAUCCCCUUGUGGGGUCUCCGCGCAUUGCUUGACUUUCCGCAAAUCGAUGCGCCCCUGCGGCCUGGCAAGCCCGACUCUUCGAAGAAAUGGCCCGUGGCCGUGUUUUCCUCGGGGCUAUGGGGCUCAUGUGAGAUGUACACCCAAUUCUGCCGGGAUCUGGCAAGUUUGGGCGUGAUCGUCCUGGCCCUCGAGCACGAGGAUGGGAGCGGCAUUUGGGCCACGAGCGGUACUGGCGAGCCCAUCCCGUACAAGGAUCCACCCUCAGGCUCGACGAUUCCUGAGUUUCGUGCUCCGCAGUUGGACCAGAGGGCAUCGGACCUCGCGGCAUCGGCGUUUGCCAUCCAAAGCAUCGCGCAAUCGGAGGCGGGUCACACCAGCAACACCUCGCUGCUGGCAGAGGUGCUCCGCACCGGCGAUGCAAACGACCUCCACUUUGUGGGCCAUUCAUUCGGGGCGGCAGGUAUGCUCACGUACCUGAAGGACCUCGCCGAGAAGGGCUUAGAUUGCCCUUACGGCAGUGUGCAAGACUACAUUGGCAUGGCUUUGCUUUGGCCAUCGCUCCCGUUCAGCUUCAACUACGGCACCAUCAAGCUUCAGCUGAGAGUUCCUCGCAUCGUUCUCAAAUGCCUUGUCGAGCACGCAGCACCAGCCUCGAGGCAUGCGCAGGAGAAGAUGUCCCGGUUGAUAUGUGUACCCAGGCAGGACCACCUCACCGAGAUGCUCACGCACCGCUACGUGGGCAACGAGGACUGA
Molecule: messenger RNA, 984 nt
Organism: Symbiodinium sp. CCMP2592
Lineage: Eukaryota; Dinophyceae; Suessiales; Symbiodiniaceae
Source: the annotation of a GenBank genome assembly